Manihot esculenta (cassava) is the source of this 492-nucleotide messenger RNA. RefSeq lists its product as uncharacterized. The transcript is spliced from 3 exons. The coding region runs from base 35 to 307 and encodes 90 amino acids. NCBI's taxonomy places the organism in Eukaryota, Viridiplantae, Streptophyta, Magnoliopsida, Malpighiales, Euphorbiaceae. The record is from RefSeq and is a predicted model, not a curated record.
UAGACGAGAAACAAAAACGUAGCAAGCUUCAGCAAUGGAGUCUUCUCCAUCUACGCUUUCGCAUUGGGAAUAUUUCUUGCUAUUAAUUCUGCGUCCGGUUUUAGCUAUCUCUUUCGUUCUCUCAUUCAUAUCUCUGGGGUGGUUUUUGGCAUGGAAGCUGGUGCUGGUACACGUACCUCUUGUGCAAGAGAUUUUCGGGUUGCGUAAAAAAAUCCAUAAACCCAAACCUAUAACCCGUCGAUUUUCCAGAUAUUACAACUCUAUUAAUGCCCGCAAUUCCGCUUCUGGGGAGACCAAGGCAGAGUGAAGGAAAAAAAAAAAAAGGCUACUGCAUAUUGGUGGAUCUCAACAAAGAAAUUAACAAUGAAGACCCAAGUUUAUAGAUGAUACAGAUUAUGCUUUCUGUAUGUAUAUAUUUAUGUUUUGGAAUUCGUACAAGGAGAUGCAUUACAUUAACUUAAGCUGAUUGUUGGGAAUUUCACCAAUUUGAAA